ACGAAAAGGCGGCGCGCGGGCCGCAGCGGCAGCUCCUCGGCGGCCCGCAACUAGCAGCGUGCGCCCCGGUGCAACCCUGGCUUUCUUCCCGCCGGACGCCCUCGCCCCCUUCACCGUCCGCAACCAGAAGCCCAGCGCAGCCCCCGGAGCCCCCUCUGCACCGUCUCCGCUCCCCGGACCGCGUCCCAGGCCGCCCCGAGAUGACCGCGACCGGAGCCCUCCUGCGCGUCCUCUUGCUCCUGCUGGCUUUCGGCCACAGCACCUAUGGAGCUGAAUGCGACCCACCCUGCGACCCCACAUAUGGAUUCUGCAUGGAUGACAAUGUUUGCAGGUGCCAGGCCGGCUGGGAGGGAGCCCUGUGUGACCAGUGCGUGAAGGCCCCCGGCUGCAUGAAUGGAGUCUGCAAGGAGCCAUGGGAGUGCAUCUGCAAGGAUGGCUGGGAUGGAAAAUUCUGCGAAAUAGACAUUCGGGCUUGCACCUCAGCCCCCUGCGCCAACAAUGGAACCUGCGUGGACCUCGAGAAAGGCCAGUACGAAUGCUCCUGCCUCCCUGGUUUCUCUGGAAAGGACUGUCAGCACAAGGCUGGGCCCUGCGUGAUCAAUGGUUCCCCCUGCCAGCAUGGAGGCGCCUGCGUGGAUGAUGAGGGUGAGGCCUCCUAUGCUUCCUGCCUGUGCCCCCCUGGUUUCUCCGGCAACUUCUGUGAGAUCGUGACCAACAGCUGCAUCCCGAACCCCUGCGAGAAUGAUGGCGUCUGCACCGACAUCGGGGGCGACUUCCGUUGCCGCUGCCCAACUGGAUUCAUCGACAAGACCUGCAGCCGCCCGGUGAAUGCCUGUGCCAGCAGCCCAUGCCUGAAUGGGGGCACCUGCGUCCAGAGCGCCCAGGUGAGCUUCGAGUGUCUGUGCAAGCCCCCAUUCAUGGGUAACAGGUGCGCAAAGAAGCGGGGGGCCAGCCCUGUGCAGGUCACCCACCUGCCCAGUGGCUACGGGCUCACCUACCGCCUGACCCCCGGGGUGCACGAGCUGCCAGUUAAGCAGCCCGAGCAACACAUCCUGAAGGUGUCCAUGAAAGAGCUCAACAAGAGUACCCCUCUCCUCACCGAGGGCCAGGCCAUCUGCUUCACCAUCCUGGGCGUGCUCACCAGCCUGGUGGUGCUGGGCACCGUGGCCAUCGUCUUCCUCAACAAGUGUGAGGCCUGGGUGUCCAACCUGCGCUACAACCACAUGCUCCGCAAGAAGAAGAACCUACUGCUGCAGUACAACAGCGGUGAGGAGCUGGCGGUCAAUAUCCUCUUCCCCGAGAAGAUCGACAUGACCACCUUCAACAAGGAGGCUGGGGACGAGGAGAUCUAAGCAGCAGCAUGCCCCCAGGCCCCUCUAUACUCUCGGGGUUCCGCAGAGCUCACUAAAUGCGGUCUGUGCUUCUCUUGUGAUGCAGUUUGCUCUCUUUCUGUGUGGAAUCUAGUGAACGCUAUGCUUCCAUAUAUUGUCCUUGUGUCGCUGUGUGCCACGCUGCCAUGCUAUCUUAAGAACCCCGUUUCUCCCUAUUAAUGCAUGAUAACGAAUAAUAAUAAGAAUUUCAUCUCUAAAUGAGUUAAGAAUAUAAGUAUGUUAUUCUAAACUCUUAUCAGAUAUCAAAUAUAAAAUAUCAAAAAGACCAAAAAAAAACAUGGCAACAGAACCAGGCCUUGGUGCUGAGGCCCCUCCCCCAGGGGGGUGUCAGCCACCCAGGCCUCGUGAAACCAUAAGAUUGCUGUGCUUGACCACUCACUGUGAAAAGGGCUAAACUCUUUCGUUCUUUAAUUCUCACACGCCACUUCGACUCACACUCACAUCCAGUCUCACACCGCAAUGCAACCCUUAGAUCUUUGCAAUUAUUUGUGACUUUGCAGUGUGUAGUGGCUGUGUGUCAGGCAGAGAGAGCCCCCAGGUUGGCUGCUGGCAGAGAGGCGGGGACCUUCGCCCCAGCCCUGCCGCUCACUCGCUGUGUGACCCUUGGCGAGACCCCAAUUCCCAACCCUGGGCCACCUCCCCACCCCUCUCUUGAGGGAGGGGUUGCAAACACCCAAACACCAAGGUCCUCUCUAGCUCCCAAAUUCAGAAUUAGGAACGAGGGAUGUAUACCAAAACACUUCCUGACUCCAAGAGUAGGAUCUGAUGGAGACUUGGUCUCAUCCUGGGAUCCGAAAGGUUUUGGCCUAUCCUGGCUGUACACUUGAUAGUAAGGUCGAUCCCAAUAGCAUUUUCUCAAAAUGGGGAGCCUUCUGGCUCACAUCCAGUUUGGGAAAAAAUGGCCCCUGUUAGGUCAAAAUGAGCCAUUUGGAGUUGCCUCUUGAGCAGCCCACCCCCUGCCCCAGCCCUCCCCUGGCCCCAUGCCUCCCCCACUCCUGCCCCCACACUCCACCCCAUGCCUGCCCCUCAGCCUGUAGACUAGAGAUGUGCUUUCAGACUUAAGUGUACCUUGAACCACAAGUGCCCCCUGGCAAAAUCUGAGUGAGCAACACAGCCCUCACCGAGGUCUUCACAGGCUUUAGUGGAAGCUGCCGCUUGUGCGGUGUUUUCUAGUCCUGUGACAGAAGUGGGACAAGCACCUGUCCACAGCCAUGGAUGUACCUUCGUGUGGCUGAGGUUAGGACCCUCAGAUCCCAAAAGACCUAGCCAGCUUCUUACUUAGGAUUUCGAUUUUUUUAUUUAAAAUAUAAAAGAGCCUCUAUCUUUUUUUGCAAAACAAAAGAAAAAAGAAAGUAGGAAGAAAUGGGGAAGAGCCCUGUGUAGCUUCCCAGCUUUUGUUUGGGGUCUGGCUGCUGCACAGUCCUCGGGUCCCAGUUAGGAAUACUUUGCUUCAUAGGUUGUUUGGGUAGGAACCUAUGCUCUAAGCUUAUCUGUGAGCCGUGUUACCUUGCUCUGAGUACUUGCUUACAAGUCAUUGUCACCGUUAUCACAGCACACACUCACUACUUCAUGGUCAUCACCCACUGUUCACAUGCGCCACCGUUGUCACACAUUUUCGACCCUGUCGCCCCUCCAACCUCUACCCCAGGUUCAUUUCACCCAAAGCCCUGACUCAAAAUAUCUCUCCCCAGCCAUUGGUCAUUCAUCAUCUUCAGCUCAAGCCCCUCCCAGCUCCACCCUGAAGUCCCUCCCCAUUUUGCCCACCCUCAUUCCUGAUGAGGGUUGCAUCCCAACUCCCAGAAUCCCCCUCCCACCAUCCCUGCUGCCUAUCCCCCCUCCUCUUCCCCUGACUCCCUCCCCCCCUCCCUCCCUCCACGUCCCCUGACCUGCCUGUAAUCACCCCCGUCCUGAGGCCAACCAUCACCACCAGGUCAUCAUCCCAUCUCAUUUUGAGUUCGUUUUAAGAAAUAAAAAUAUAAAAAAGAUAAAAAAAAAUUCUUGGCAAGUGCUAGGCGGGUGUCUGGUACCCCGCCUGGCCUCUCUCAGCCUGAGACCUUGACCAAGUCUGCUAACAGUUCUGUUCCUCAGUUUCCCCAAUUUGGAAUUCUGCAAUUGGACAAAAACAGCUUUUUAAUCCACUCCAUUUUUUUUUUCUUUUUGGUCUCCAUGUUGUGGAGAGCAGCCUUGUGCCCUAUGGCAAAGGGUUGUUCUCCUAGCAACUCCUCAUCCUGUCCAAAGAAUUCAUCACCCACCAUUCAUCCAUUCAGGGAACGUUUCCAAUCACCUGCAGAGCUUAAGGCAAUGAGCUUUCUUGGAGCUGUGGGAUGUGCAGGCUGAGGGGCGUAGUCUGGGGAGGGCACAGACGUCCCCAGGAAGUGUCCCCAGGAAGCCAAGCACAGUUCAGGUAAAAACAAGAACAGACCACCGUGGGAGCCAGCCGGAGGAUGCUGAGCACCUCCUUCCGAGUGCCACCCACCGUCUCACCUGCCCACGUGACAAAAGAUCAAGAAACCUGCGUCGAUGAGACCACCCUGCCAAAAUUCAACAACAUCCACCCGCCACACAAGAGGAGCAGCAUCACAGCCUCAUCAAGGUCUUCAGAACCCGUCCAUCUACGGCCUAAUGCUAUCUGCUGAGAGAGUCAGAUCUCUGACUGCCCAUGCCCACCUCGUGUGCGCCUGGUGCAGUGCAGUUUAUACAGCGGGUGGAGAAGCUGAAAGACAGCUGUCUGGGACAUUUUUACUAAUUCGGUACCAAAUUAACAGUGGCGAUAAUUCUGUAACCAAAAUGUUAAUGAAAUGUCCAUCAUGACGCUCUUUCAAGCCUCCCCCAUUUUUGGCAGGCAAGUCCAGACGCAAUGCAAAAAAAAAAGAACAACCUUGUUUAUUGAAGAAAUAAAGGAACAAGGGCUUUA
Messenger RNA from Psammomys obesus (fat sand rat), 4305 nucleotides. RefSeq names its product delta like non-canonical Notch ligand 1 (gene Dlk1). The record is from RefSeq and is a predicted model, not a curated record. Gene Ontology annotation, molecular function: Notch binding; calcium ion binding. The transcript is spliced from 5 exons. NCBI's taxonomy places the organism in Eukaryota, Metazoa, Chordata, Mammalia, Rodentia, Muridae. Bases 201 to 1352 code for a protein of 383 amino acids.